This is a messenger RNA of Lithohypha guttulata, 612 nucleotides long. RefSeq lists its product as uncharacterized. Lineage: Eukaryota; Fungi; Ascomycota; Eurotiomycetes; Chaetothyriales; Trichomeriaceae. The record is from RefSeq and is a predicted model, not a curated record. The transcript has a single exon. The coding region runs from base 1 to 612 and encodes 203 amino acids.
AUGCACGAAGGCAACCCGUCCGAUCCCACAGCCGGAAACGAUAGGCAUUAUGAUAUUCUAAGUCGUGUUGAUAAAUCCUUCCAGGGUCGAGAAAUCCCGUUUCGUGAUACAGCAAACUCGGUAACCGACAACUACGGCACCUCUAAAGGCGCUCCAGGUCAACUUCCGCAAAGACCAAAGAAGGAAUGGCUACAUGGCAGUCCAACAAAGAAAUCCACCAAACACAGCAACUUACAUCGUCCUUCUACCACAGUAGCACAACAACAACAACAACAACACCCCUCUCAACCGUGCUGCCUAGAAACAGGCCAGCCCACCCACCAACAACAACAAGCCCAACAUAUCUUUUACUACGGCGAUCCUCGCUACUCCCGCGGCUUCGGCCCCGUCAUGACAUUUCCAAACAGUAAUUGGAACGGAGUCACUAGAUCAGAUUACCCUCGACCCUACAGAGCGGGUGGGAACACUUAUCACGGCGGUUUCAAAUACAAGGACAAAGAUCCGUAUGACUACCGUUAUGCGGAAGAUUACGUUGAGCACACCUCGAAGUAUCGGCCUUACAUCGGCGAUCCAGAACGAGAUCAUCAUCGUCGGCACCAUCAUCAUCGAUGA